AUGAUCAAGAUCGCUCUUCUAGCUCUCCUACUGCUUUAUGUUACCAGCUCCAGUCAAGGUGAAGAGAGUAUGUGUAGCCUACCAAUUGAGGGAGGUCAAUGCCGAGGCUACGUUAAAUCAUAUGCCUAUGAUAGCGCAGAAGACCGCUGCGUGCGUUUCAUCUACACUGGUUGUGGAGGCAACCCAAACCGCUUCAAAUACAAAAUAGAAUGCUUACUCGCCUGUGUUAAGCAUUACAAGCAGCAACAGAAGAAGAAAAAGAAGCACUGA
This is a messenger RNA of Echinococcus granulosus, 270 nucleotides long. RefSeq names its product Fused toxin protein. Bases 1 to 270 code for a protein of 89 amino acids. The transcript has 2 exons. Lineage: Eukaryota; Metazoa; Platyhelminthes; Cestoda; Cyclophyllidea; Taeniidae. The record is from RefSeq and is a predicted model, not a curated record. Gene Ontology annotation, molecular function: serine-type endopeptidase inhibitor activity.